Molecule: messenger RNA, 9544 nt
Organism: Balaenoptera musculus (blue whale)
Lineage: Eukaryota; Metazoa; Chordata; Mammalia; Artiodactyla; Balaenopteridae
Gene: AHCTF1
Product: AT-hook containing transcription factor 1
Exons: 36
Coding region: 356-7186 (2276 amino acids)
Source: RefSeq, a predicted model, not a curated record
CCCUCCUGGUUGUUUGGGACUCUGUGUGUCGGCCGGGUGGUAAUGCGCAAAGCGGGGCCUGCGCCGCGCGAGCGGAGGAGACAGAGUCGCUUGGGGAAGGGACCCGGGGCCGCGGCGCAGGCAUCGGCUGCGUUUUAGUCGCUGAGCGGUCGGCCGGCCUGUUGCCAGCGAAGGUGCUCGCGGGGGUUGUGCGGAGGUGUGCGCGCCCUGUCGGUGUGCGCGCCCUGCCGGUGGCGGCUGUGUCUCUUGGGAGAUGCUGUGACGGACCCGCGCGGGAGGAGCUCGCGCCUAGCCUCGCGCCCCCCUGGACUCGGCGGCCGCGGCGGCUCGGUCACCCGCCCUUCUCAGUGGAAGUAUGCGAGACCUAACAGCACAAGUGACUGUAACAGCACAAUUCCCAGAAGUGACUAUCCAAGCCCUUGGAGAAGAUGAAAUAACAUUAGAAUCUGUGCUUCGUGGAAAGUUUGCUGCAGGGAAAAAUGGACUUGCUUGCUUGGCUUGUGGUCCACAACUUGAGGUAGUAAACUCUCUAACAGGAGAGCGGUUGUCUGCAUAUAGAUUCAGUGGAGUGAAUGAACAGCCUCCUAUAGUCCUAGCUGUGAAAGAAUUCUCUUGGCAGAAGAGAACUGGAUUGUUAAUUGGAUUGGAAGAAGCAGAAGGGAGUGUUCUCUGUCUUUAUGACCUUGGUUUAUCAAGAGUGGUUAAAGCAGUUGUUCUUCCUGGAAGGGUAACAGCUAUUGAACCUAUAAUUAAUCAUGGAGGAGCCAGUGCAAGUACUCAGCAUUUACACCCAAGUCUACGAUGGCUUUUUGGUGUGGCAGCUGUGGUAACCGACGUUGGACAGAUCCUUCUUAUUGACCUGUGUUUGGAUGAGUUGUCAGGCAAUCAGAAUGAAGUAGAGGCAUCAGACCUUGAAGUUAUAACUGGUAUCCCAGCUGAAGUACCACACAUCAGAGAAAAUGUGAUGCGAGAGGGACGCCAUCUGUGUUUUCAAUUAGUAAGCCCAUCAGGAACAGCCGUUUCAACCCUUAGUUACAUAAACCGGACAAAUCAGCUUGCUGUUGGUUUUUCUGAUGGGUAUCUAGCACUUUGGAAUAUGAAAAGCAUGAAAAGAGAAUACUACACACAGUUGGAAGGUGGAAGAGUUCCUGUAUAUGCUGUCACUUUUCAAGAACCUGAGAAUGAUCCUCGUAAUUGCUGUUACUUGUGGGCUGUUCAGUCUACACAAGAUAGUGAAGGGGAUGUUUUGAGUUUGCAUCUGCUUCAGCUGGCCUUUGGUGACAGAAAGUGUUUGGCAUCAGGACAAAUUUUAUAUGAGGGGUUAGAGUACUGUGAAGAAAGAUAUACACUGGACCUCACAGGUGGCAUGUUUCCUUUGAGGGGCCAGACUGGUAAUACCAAACUUUUGGGAUGUCAAACUGUAGAGAAAUUUCGAUCUCAUGGUGACAGGGAGGAAGGCAUGAAUGAAGCUCUGUCUCCUGACACCAGUGUUUCAGUCUUUACCUGGCAGGUGAAUAUAUAUGGACAGGGAAAGCCUUCUAUAUAUUUGGGGCUUUUCGACAUAAAUCGUUGGUAUCAUGCACAAAUGCCAGAUUCGUUAAGAUCAGGAGAAUAUCUACAUAAUUGCUCUUAUUUUGCAUUGUGGUCACUGGAUUCUGUUGUAAGUAGGACUUCUUCACAUUACAUCUUGGAUAUAUUAGUACAUGAGAGAAGUUUAAGUCGAGGAGUUCCUCCUUCAUAUCCACCUCCUGAGCAGUUUUUUAACCCAAGUACUUACAACUUUGAUGCCACUUGUUUGUUAAACUCAGGAGUUGUUCAUAUAACUUGUAGUGGUUUUCAGAAGGAGACUUUGACUUUUUUAAAGAAAUCAGGACCAUCUCUCAAUGAAGUCAUUCCUGAUAGUUACAAUCGAUGUCUUGUGGCUGGCCUUCUCUCACCAAGACUUAUUGACAUUCAACCUUCCAGUUUAAGUCAGGAAGAACAGUUAGAAGCUAUAUUGUCAGCAGCAAUCCAGACAAGUUCUCUGGGACUUUUGACUGGAUGUAUCAAAAGGUGGAUAACAGAAGAACAACCAAAUUCUGCUGCUAAUUUGCGCUUUGUUCUUGAAUGGACAUGGAAUAAAGCGGUUCUCACAAAAGAGGAAUUUGACAGACUAUGUGCACCAUUAUUUGAUGGUUCGUGUCGUUUCAUCGAUCCACAAACUGUACAGUCUCUCCAGCAGUGCCAUUUACUUCUUAGCAACCUUAAUAUAGUCUUAAGCUGUUUUGCAGCUGAGGCCCAAGAGAUCACCGAGAGAGGUCUUAUGGAUUUAAGCAAUAAGUAUAUGGUUACCCAGCUCAUCUGUCAAUAUGCACAAGUGGUUCUUUGGUUCUCUCAUUCUGGGCUUUUACCAGAGGGCUUAGAUGAUGCUGUGCAGUUGUCAAGGUUAUGCUACAACUACCCUGUAAUUCAGAACUACUACACCAGUCGUCGACAGAAGUGUGAGCGUUCAUCAAGAGGGAAGUGGAACCCUGAUUGCUUGAUGAUUGAUGGAAUGGUUUCUCAGUUAGGAGAUCGAGUAGAGAAGUUGUGGAAACGGGAUGAAGGAGGCACAGGAAAAUAUCCUCCUACUAGUCUACAUGCAUUACUUGACAUAUACCUACUGGACAACGUUACCGAAGCAAGCAAGCAUUCUGUUACUAUUUAUUUGCUACUUGAUAUUAUGUAUUCCUUUCCAAACAAAACGGAUACUUCCAUUGAAUCAUUUCCAACUGCCUUUGCCAUUUCUUGGGGCCAGGUUAAACUUAUUCAAGGGUUUUGGCUGAUAGAUCAUAAUGACUAUGAGAGUGGUUUGGAUCUUCUGUUUCACCCAGCUACUGUAAAACCUGUGUCAUGGCAACAUUCAAAGAUUAUUGAAGCCUUCAUGAGUCAGGGCGAGCACAGACAAGCCCUCAGAUAUAUUCAAACAAUGAAGCCAACAGUGUCCAGUGGUAGUGAUGUUAUCCUACACCUCACCGUUUUGCUCUUUAAUAGGUGCAUGGUUGAAGCCUGGAGUUUACUGCGACAGCAUUCUAAUAGGUUGGAUAUAGAGGAGUUGCUCAAGCACACGUAUGAAGUCUGUCAGGAAGUGGGCCUAAUGGAGGAUUUACUGAAGCUGCCAUUCACAGACACUGAACAGGAGUGUUUGGUGAGAUUCUUACAGUCCAGUGCCAGUGUUCAGAAUCAUGAAUUCCUUUUAGUUCACCAUUUGCAGCGUGCCAAUUAUAUUCCUGCCUUGAAGCUGAACCAAACUCUGAAGAUAAAUCUUAUGAAUGAUCGUGAUCCUCGUUUGCGAGAGAGAUCAAUGGCUCGAAAUUCUAUAUUAGACCAAUAUGGGAAAAUUCUUCCUAGAGUUCAGCGAAAAUUAGCCACUGAGCGAGCUAAGCCUUACCAUCUGUCAGCAUCAUCAGUUCUUCGAGAAGUUUCUAGGCCAAAACCAUUAUCAGCAGUUCCAAAGCAAGCUGUAACAGGGACUGUGUUAACAAGAUCUACUUUCAUCAGUAAUGUGUUAUCUAAAAUUGGAGAGGUCUGGGCAAGUAAUGAACCUAAAAAUAGCGUCUCCGUCUACAAUAGUCCUAAAAUAGAGGAACCAUCUCCUAUAGUAUAUUCCCUCCCAGAUCCAGAGCUGCCUGAGGCAUUUGUUGGAACACCAAUUUCAAAAGCAUCACAAAAAAUUUCUAGGCUGCUGGAUUUGGUUGUUCAUCCUGUCCCCCAGCCUGCUCAGUGUUUGGGAUUUAUUCAGCAAAGCCCCACAAGAUCUCCUUUGUCCCUGGCAUCCACCUCAUUGCCAGUAAAUUCACAGUCAAACGGAUCACGUCACAAUGCUUCCAGGGCUUCAGAAUUACAUUUACUUGAAACUCCUCUUGUAGUUAAGAAAGCUAAGACUUUGGCUAUGUCAGUUACUUCCCCUGGAUUUGCCGAGUUCACUCCUCAAUCCAUCCUAAGGUCUGGUCUUCGAACAACACCUUUAGCGUCUCCCUCUUUGUCACCUGGAAGGUCUCUUACUCCUCCUUUACGACUUAAAGAAACUAGAAUUUCAUUCAUGGAAGAAGGCAUAACCACAAAAUGGACUGCUGGAGCUGCAGAUGACAGCAAAACAAAAGCAUUUAUUACUGCACCUUUCCAUAAAUGUGCAGUUCCAGCAGAAACUGAAUGGCUGAAGAAUAAAGAUAAGGCAACAUCUUUUCCCCUGAAUAGCCCUGAAAAGGACCAUCAAGAAAUGAAUGUGAGGUCACAGGAUACAACUUCACAAAGUUUGGAGAAACUGGAUGUGAGCAUAGAAAAUAGCAAUACUUCAACCAGAUCAGACCAGACUACCUUGGAGUAUCAGGAUGCUCCAUCACCAGGAGACUUUGAAUGUAUUUUCAUGGCCUCUAAGCCAGUGACACGCUCUUCCACUGAACAAAUUACUAAUUUAACUGAACAGACUGAGAACAGUGAUAAAGAUACAUUUGAAUCGGAAGUAACUCCUCCAGACCUGGAGAAACAAAUGGGCACUUUAGAAGAUGCAGAAACAAAGGAUCUCUCAGUUGCACAGGGGGCACUUCCAGAAUUAAAUAACUUAAGCCCCAUUCAAGGAGUUGAAGCUUCUUUUUGUGUACCAUCAGUCUGUGAAGGGAAAAUCCUCACCCCGAAGUCCAAAGUACCUGUUUUAGACGAAGGACUAGUAUCUGUUGAAACCUGUACCUCUACAAUUAGAGCAGGUAACAAUAAAUCUAUGGCUGAUGUUCUUGGUGAUAGUGGAAGCUCUGGGCUUGUUACCUCUGAAGGCCCUGUUAUCUCUGAACAUAGGCUUGACCAGGAAACAGCACUGAACUUAAAAGAAGAUCAUGAAAUAGAAGUUGAUGUACUAAAAGCAAGUGUUGACUUACCAGAAGAAAAGCCUCCAGUUUCUGAUGAUUCUCCUGAUACUCAAGAAAUUCAUGUAAUUGAACAUGAAAAGCUUGAAGUUCAAGAUUCAGGACAAGAGGCUAGGAAUCUUUCAUUUAAUGAGUUGUAUCCCUCAGGAACUCUUAAGCUUCGAUACAAUUUUGAUACCAUUGAGCAACAGUUUUGUGACUUACCUGAUAACAAAGACUCUGCUGAGUGUGACAUUGCUGAAGUAGAUGGGGAACUUUUUGUGCCACAGAGCAACUUUACCUUGAUUUUGGAAGGUGAAGAAGGAGAAGUAGAGACAGGUGAUUCUGCAGCAUCUAAUGUGCUAGCUAAAGCAGCUAAUGCAGCCACUGAGGAAAAACAUGUAUACAGUGGGGAAAAUGAUAAUCACGGACAUGUUGCAAAUUUGCCAUCUGUCAUAACUAGUGAUCAGGAGUCCCAAAGGGUAGAGACAUUACCAUAUGUGCCUGAACCAAUUAAAGUAGCAAUCGCAGAAAAUUUAUUAGAUGUAAUUAAAGACACAAGAAGUAAAGAAAUUACUUCAGAUACAAUGGAACAGUCCAUUCAAGAAAACAUACCUUUAAUAAGCCAAAAGGUAAUGUGUUCCACCAAGUUAGCCAAAUCUACAUUUAAGACUGUUCAGGAAACAAGUACGGUGACUAUAAGUGUCAGCGAGGUUAAUGACAUGAUUUCCUCCAGAACUCGCAACAGAGGACGUGUCCAAAACCUGAAUGUCAAAUCGGCACAACAGGAAGAGUCAGCAGAUGUUGCUACUCCUGAGAUGCUGGGACUUUCAGUUACGAAGAGAACUAGGAAAACAAAAGAAAUUUCGGGGGCUUUUGAAAGUGUCUGUUCUGAUGAUAAAGGAAUAUCUCAUAACCAGCAAAUACCUCAAAAUUCUAUUACUCCUAGGAGAGGAAGGAGAAAAAAAGAAAUUAAUCAAGACAUUUUAGAAAAUAUUAAUUCUGUGGAACAAGAAUUACAGGUUACUCCAGGUAGGGAAUUAAGAAGGUUAAAAUCAUCUCAGCUGUUGGAACCAGCAACUGAAGAAACUUCUCUUAGAAAAGAAGUUAAGCUUUCAUCUGUUACAAAAAGGACUCCUAAACGAAUUAAAAAAUCUGUCGAAAAUCAGGAAAGUGUUGAAGUUAUAAAUGAUCUGAAAAUCAGUAAAGUAGCAAGUCCUAGCAGAAGUACCAGGAAAUUGAGAAGUGCUAACUUGGAAACUUCUAAAAAUACAGGAUAUAAACAAGAUGGGGAGUCCAUCGAAGAGCAACUGCCUAUUCAACAUAGUAAAAGGGUUAAAAAGAAAGAAGUUAGUGCAUCAGAUGUAACAGAAGAUUCCAAACUUGGUUCAUCCCAGUUGACUCUUCAAGCAGAAUUUGAUACUCCUGCUACACCUAGGAAACGUGGUAGACCAAGAAAAAUUAAUCCAUCUGAAGAUGUAGAAUCUAAGGCUGUUAAGGAAGCAAGAAGUCUCAAGAAGAGAGAAGGACUCAGCAUCCAAAGGAGAUCUACAAGAAACACCCCAGCUAAAAGUGAAAAUACUGAUGUUGGAAAACCAGCUUUAGAAAAAUCAGUUUUAGUGCCAAAUGAGGAACUUGUUACAGCAAUGAGCUCUAAGAAGAAGCUUACAAAAAGGACUGAAAACCAAAGCCAAAAACGUUUAUUACGCUCAAUAUCAGAAAAAUGCAUAGAUGAAGAAAUGACAGACAAAGAACCGAAUGACCAAGAAGAAAAAUUGCUUGCCACAGUUGCUUUGACUAAAUCUUCCCGUAGCACAAGGACUAGAUCUAGCAAGGCCAUCUUGUUGCCGGACCUUUCUGAACCAAAAAAUGAGUCUUUUUUAUUUUCUCCUCCUGUGUCAAAGGUUCCAAGGAAAGAGAAAGCUAAAAAAAUAGAGGCUCCUGUGCAGCUGCAAGAAUUAGUUUCGGAUUUACCUUCUCAAUUUGUCUUCUCACCUCCUACUUUAAGGACCAGGCGGAAAAACACAUCUAAUACAUCCAAACUUGUAGAUGAACUGGAAGAUGAUGCUCAAUCAAUUGAAACUGUGGGAAAGCAACAAGUGAAAAGAACCAGGACUGCAAAAACAAAACAAGCAAGCAAAAACACAGAAAAAGAAAGUUGGUCACCUCCUCCAGUAGAAAUUAAGCUGAUUUCCCCCUUGGCAAGCCCAAUUGAUGGAGUAAAGAGCAAACCGAGAAAGACUGUAGAAGUAACAGGAAAAAGUCUUGGAAGGAGCAGGAAGAAAUUGUCUUCUUUUCCAAAGCAAGUUCUACGCAGAAAAAUGCUGUAAUUUUUUUCCAGUUUUUAAUGUACACCUAUUUGUAAAGUCAUCAGAAUUGUGUGGAUUAUUAAAAAUCAUCUAAUUUGGAAGAAAAUAAUUUAUAUAAAUUAUUGUAAAUUUUUGUAAACAGAAUGUCUUCAACAAGUAAAGUAACUCCAUAUGGAGUGUGAUUCUUUUAGUCCAGGCAGUUUUUUCUAUUUUAUAUUAAGACUUCAUACAUUUAUAUAAUAUGUAAAUAUGGCUUAUUAUUGGAAUGUUAAAUAAAGUGUAUACUUCACAGUAGUCUGUGUGUCUGUUAGAUUUUUGAGAGGGGAUUUCUGUUUUAAUAAUGAUUUUAUAUGCUAGUAGGUAUUGGUUCCAUUUUCUUUCUCUGUGGUUAAAAGUAUUAGACCAAUUUUAAAAUGAAGAUGAUUGAACUGUUUUUUUUAAGUUGCUGUUUUAUAAUGUAUGCACUUUGCUUCUGUGAUUAAGAUUUCUAAGCAUAAAUUGGGAAGGCUGUUACUGUGUUGAAAUUGAAUUAUGGGCAUGUAAUUUUGCCACUUUUUUGUAGUUUAACAUAUUUUGUGCAUUCUACCUCAAAUUAGUAAUUUUCCAAGUAAUGCAUUGGUUAAAUAUAAUGUUGGCAUUUCUUGUUCAGCAAGCUUAAAGGCUGUUAUCCUUAAAGUCUCUUAAUUAUUCAGAGACUGAUUAUCCAGGUUAGACUGACCGGUUCACUGCUCACUAGCAACUUCUUAAAAGGGUUUGAGUAGUCAGAAAGGAAAUGUAAAAUACAUCUGUUUCGUGGCUAUUCAGUGCACCUUGUGUGUGCCCGAUAUUCACAGAAUGAGAAGUCUGAUCAAAUUUUAUAAAUAUUCUUGCUGUGAAGGAGCUUGCUACUGAAUCGCAGAAAUCCCUUAAUAUUCAGGUUUUUAAAUGACAAAUUCUCAUAGGACCUCAGGCACAGAAUAUUGAGGAUGGGUAAAGAGUGUGAGUAAAUGUGGAAAAAGGAAAAGAAACACCACUGUUCUCUGCAAUGUGACUGUGUGCAAUUAAGUGGUGAUACUUGACGUGGGCUAUAAAAUUCAUCGAUAAAUAAGUAUUGUAAAAUUAUAACAGGUAAUUGAUAGUGUGUAAUGAAUGCUCCAUUAAUAAUUGAUUGUCUAGAAACAGACUGCUUCUGUUGGCUAAGCUUUCAGUGUUUCAGUGUGAAGCAUAAGCAGUGUACUUUCUACAUUAUUUUUCUACCAAAUAACAAUACGAAUAAUGGGAAAAUGAUGAAAAUGCCUAUGCCAAGUAUUGACAGUGUGAAAGUGGCAGUACGAGUGCGGCCUUUUAGUCAGGUUAGUGAUAAAUGUUACAUUGCCUUGUUGAAAGUUUGACUAUGACUUUCACUUUAUUAAUUUUUUUAAUAAUAAUUAUCAAACUUGUAUUUAAGCUGCUUGUCAUUUACCGAAUAUUAAAUUUAUUUAAAUUAACUUGUUAAAUGGGUAAUUUAAAGAUCUAAACAUAAUUCAGAAAACACUUCAUUUCAUUCGUUUGAGCAAAUAGCACAAUAAAAAAAUUGACAAGAAAAACGUAUUGUCAAGUUAAUAAUUUUUUAAAUCAGUGCAGUUUGGUGAAUAUAGACAUGUGCUAUGUAUUUUUAAUAAUGUACUUUUUGCCCCUCAGAAACAAUAGAUCAUAAGCAAACAAAUUGCCAGUUCUGAAUGAACUCUGCAUUUUACAUGCUUUUAUGUAUAAUUGUAUUUAUAUAACUUUACAGAAACGCCAGUCGUUAAACAACUUAUGGAUUAUACUCAUUCUGGGACCUUUAGCAAUUGGCCUAUCUUUGAUUUUCAGUGGAGUAGUUGAAUCUUAAGAUAACUGUUAACAAUUGACCCCUUCAGCAGAGUUUUGAUUGUUCAUUGUGGCUCAAACGCUGAACUAGAAACUGAGGAUACCGUGUACCGUCUAUGUAUGUUAAUAAUUUAUAGCAGUAUGUACCAUGGUAAGGUAAACCAUCUUGGCACCCAGAGAAAGAUCAGGUAUAGUUCAUUCUGCCUGCACAGAACUUGAAGACUUCUGGAGCUAGAAGCAUUUGUGAUGACCAUAAAGGAUAAGUAAGAUUUGGAUAAGAGUAUGCUAGAACGGCAUGCAAAGGUCUAUUUGACAGUAAUUAAUUCUGAGUGGGAUACAGUGUAAUGAUGACCUCAUAUUACAUCUUUUUUCCCUCUUGUACAAUUUGCCGCUUUUUCUUUCUUGUCCAUUAAAACAAAAUACUGCUUUGCACAUUUUCAGUUGGUAUCAGUUCUGUCCUGUCCCUUGACAUUCCUCUAUAUUGCAGAAAAUAUUUUAGCAAUCAGGCAGAUACAUGAUUAGAUAACUUUAUAUGUAUAACUAGACAACUUC